This is a messenger RNA of Rotaria sp. Silwood1, 261 nucleotides long. NCBI's taxonomy places the organism in Eukaryota, Metazoa, Rotifera, Eurotatoria, Philodinida, Philodinidae. The record is from the annotation of a GenBank genome assembly.
AUGCCUCAUUUACAAACAUUACGUCUUUGGCAACCAGAUGAUUUUCCUUGGACAUCUAUUCGACCAGAUUAUAGAAGAGAAUCCUAUGCGACUAACAUUCCACGAUGGCUGAAAUUUCUAAUAACAUCUAAAUCAAUUGCUCAACAUGUGGUCAUCUUUGAACAAGAUAUUUGUCAACUGAUCAAAGAAUUAAAAGAAUUUACUUUUCUCGAUAUUUAUGGCAAACUUGAUUACGAAAAAGUUGAACCUUAUAUCGUUUAA